CUAUCCAGGAGACGUUUAUCUAUGAACGGAGCAGGGACGCUGAGUAGGAGCCUACCUCUAACUGAACUACAGAUUUUUUUUAAGCUUAAAUUGUAUUAAUUCAGUUUGCGUCAGUAAAUAACUUUCAAUGAUUGAGUCUGACACUUUUCUGUGUCGUUUAAUCUAAGCUGAUACACUAAUCAAGACUUGUCUCGGAAUCUGCUGAGUGCGCUCACUGGAUGCUUUGGCCGAACAGGUGGCGCAAGCUCCGGUUCCCUUAAUUUGUUAUUAGGGGCAAGACGCAGGCAGACGCACUUUACCGGACGUUAAGCAUUUAAUACCCGCCUUCAAGGUGGGAGAGGGACGAGCUGCGCGAUUAUUCUCCCCCUUGUUAAAAGGGUACAUUUGACAAGGGAGCUGUGAUGCCAGUUGCAGACAGCGACAUGGUAGUGGACAACAGCCACGGGUUAUAUGAGGGUAAAACCCCGAAUAGUGCCGGGAAUGAGAGCAGCCUGCCGGCCUCUCUAUGCAGUCCUGCGGCGGACAUCCUCAAGAACUUUUACCACACCAAACGGGUCGGGAACUAUCUGAUCGGGAGGAAGCUGGGAGAAGGAUCGUUCGCCAAAGUUAGAGAAGGUCUCCAUGCGAUGACGGGAGAAAAGGUGGCGGUGAAGGUGAUAGACAAGCGGAAGGCCAAGAAAGACUCCUAUGUGACCAAAAACCUGCGGCGGGAGGGCCACAUCCAGCAGAUGAUCCGCCACCCCAACAUCACGCAGCUGCUGGACAUCCUGGAGACGGAGAACAGCUACUACCUGGUGAUGGAGCUGUGUCCCGGCGGGAACCUCAUGAACCGCAUCUACGAUAAGAAACGCCUGGAUGAGCGAGAGACUCAAAAAUACAUUCGGCAGUUGGUGCUGGCCGUUGAGCACCUGCACAGGGCGGGUGUGGUGCACAGGGAUCUCAAGAUAGAAAACCUCCUGUUGGAUGAGCAGGACAACAUAAAGCUCAUAGAUUUUGGCCUCAGUAACUGCGCUGGCAUCUUGGGAUACUCAGACCCAUUCAGCACCCAGUGUGGAAGUCCAGCCUACGCCGCCCCGGAGCUGCUCUCCAGGAAGAAGUACGGGCCGAAGGUGGAUGUCUGGUCCAUCGGUGUGAACAUGUAUGCGAUGCUGACUGGGACUCUGCCGUUCACCGUGGAGCCCUUCAGUCUCAGAGCCCUGCAUCAGAAGAUGGUGGACAAGGAAAUGAACCCUCUACCUCCCUCCCUCUCAACAGCUGCCAUCUGUCUUCUGAAGAAGCUUCUUGAGCCAGAUCCCAACAAGCGUCCCAAUAUCCAUCAGGUGAUGGCUGAUUCCUGGCUACAGCUGGCCAACAAGAACACAGGGGCACCGUACCUCAACAGGAUCCAUAUCGAGGAAAUAAACCACACGGUGUUGCUGCAUAUGACUGAGAAGAUGAGCUACAAGCACAGCGAGGUGCUGAGCGCCGUCCUCACUAACCGUGCCUGCCACACUCUUGCUGUCUAUUUCCUCCUCAACAAAAAAAUGAAGAGACUCUCAAAAGAGUACCGGGAGAUGCAGUUUCAAGAAAAAAAGAAAGGAGAAAAACAGAAAAGCGAAUACUUCCAGACCCAGUGGAGAAAGCAUGUGGACAAGCUCACCAUCCCCCCCAAGCAGACGCCGGUCUACCUGGCGGUAGCAAAGGGGCCCAGCAAGGAAAAGAAACACAAAACAGGUCUAUUGCGUGCCAUAACUGGCGGCCAUCGCAAUUCACCUCUGGCACCACCUGGCACCGUCGCCUCUUCCUCCAUGGAAUACCUUGAGAUCCAACCUCUUUUUUCCAACACCCCUCAGCAACGGAGGCGUCUGGCCACCCUUCCACAAGUCAAUACGAGCCCAGAACACAACAUACCCGCUCCACCAGCACCAUCACCGAUCGGCAUGCAUUCUUUUGGCUCCCUCUCCAAAGCCGAGCAAAUUGAAGACACCCCCGCCUCGCCCUGGUACAAGCUGACCAACGGAACUCUGUCUCCUCCCCGCCACGUCUCUGCCUUCCAACCCGACUCCUCUUACUUGAAGAAGGCCACAAUCCCCAGUCCUCCCGUCCUCAUUGUGAACCCGCAGCCCAAGAAAAGCAUCUCGUCAGAUUGGGGUGGUUCUUCUGACACCAGCGGCAGCCCUCCCAGCACUGUAGGAAGCCCCCCGGGCAGCUCGGCUUUCAGCCCUCCGAAGUCCGCCUUCAGUCCCCUCAACCCCACCUCAGCGUUCAGCCCUCCUUCCAACAGCAGCGGCAGCAGCGAUCCCGACAGCCCCACGCACCGCAGCAAAUUCCCCUCAAUGGGAAUUGGACAGAUCUUAAAAAAGAAGGUCCAGCUGCAGCCGUUCUCCUUCCGGCCAGAACAGGUAGUUGAAGAAGUGGUGUCCCCUCCUCCCUACCCCAUGCAGACUCUCCUCUGUGCUUCAGGUGCACUCAAGACUCUCUGCUGAGGGAUACGACGAAAACAAAACGAAAGACUUUUGUGGAAGUUGGAGAGGUCUUCCAGAGUGGCCUUUUAACUGUGAACUGUCCCUUUAUUGCGACUGAGCCACUUUUUUAGCACUGACUUCAUUUAAAAAAAAGAGAAAAAAAUAAAAUAAAAGGAGGUUUGAGUGUAAAAUAGUGUAUCUCUUGUUACCACUCUCAUUAUGUAAUAAGAGGUGGUGAUGCUGAGAAGAUGAGAUUUGAAACUGAUCCCUGAGCAAUGACUAAACCUCGCUGUGGCCUAGAUACAGAGUGAACAUGGGACAUCAUGUAACACACACACACACACGCACAUACAUGCACACACAACACUGUAUUAUAGACUGAGUUUAGAGGUACUCUCUUAUGUAAUAUUGCUGUAACUGGUUACUAAAUGACCCGCAAACUGAUUCACACCAGCUAACAGGACCCAAGUCUUACCCUUACCCUGAUUACACGUAUAAAUGUUGUCUCUGUGAAAACACUCUCUAAGAUACCCACUGACUUCCAGCCAGCUGGCACUGUAUCCUCAACGCUGGCUGAAUGGAAAAGCUUACUGCACUAUUCUUAAACCAAAACCUGUAGUAACAACGGUGUUUACCAUCUUUUACCUCACUGCAUUAUUCAUACAUUAAUGUAUAGCAGCGGCCAAUUGUGACAUGCUUGUGUGGAUUUUGCCACGGCCUUGCAGUGUGAGCGUUAGUGCCAUUUGAAUCAUCGCACCGAAAUAGAAGUAGGAACAAGAGAAGAGUCAUACUCUCACUUUUUAUAAUGUUCUCAUAAACUAUCACUCAGCAUAACAAUUCACAGCUAUGACUUUUUUAUAGACAAGUGUUACAUCACCUCUACGACCCACAGGGACUGUCAGAGUGUUAGUGAUGACUUUCUCGCAGUCAGUUUUGGAAAUAAAAAUAAAAAAAGAUAAAAAGUCGAGCAUCAAAAGCCUUAUGAAACACAUCAACCUCGCCGAAGGUUGAAGGUAUAGAGGUGGGAGGAUCACGUAACAUCCAUGAAAAUAAUUCACUUCCUUUUGUCUUAACGCUGUAGUUUGUGCAAUAGUCUUAAGUGUUAACUGCAAUGAUGAGUAUUUGCCAAGAGCUCUCCGAGAGUUAUAUGAAAAUUGUGCUUGUAAAUAACAGUACGACUCCUGUGUUUAGGCGUCCUGUACGAAGGGAUUGUAAAAUGUUUGUCGAUAACCGACAUUUUCACGUCUUAAAUGCUUCAUAAAACUAAUUGACACAAAAGGCUUCCGCAGGCACACGAGGCUUCUCACUGUUAAGACACUGUAGAAUCUCUUCCCGUCCAAAUGUAAAAGUUGCAUGCAAUGUUUUCAUGAGUCGAACUGUUCUGUCAACAUUUGAAAUGAUGUCUUUGUACCUUUUUUCCUGAUUGAUACUGAGAUUGAUACAGACUCGAGGGGGGGUUGGUCUUUUGUAAGAUUUUGUAAUGGAUGGUUUUGUUUGAGUGUCAAGAGAUUUCUAUGCUGUAUAAAGUAUUUUAAAUAUUUAUACUGAA
Molecule: messenger RNA, 3993 nt
Organism: Centropristis striata (black sea bass)
Lineage: Eukaryota; Metazoa; Chordata; Actinopteri; Perciformes; Serranidae
Gene: hunk
Product: hormonally up-regulated Neu-associated kinase
Exons: 9
Coding region: 402-2465 (687 amino acids)
Biological process (GO): protein phosphorylation; intracellular signal transduction
Cellular component (GO): cytoplasm
Molecular function (GO): protein serine/threonine kinase activity; ATP binding
Source: RefSeq, a predicted model, not a curated record